AGAAAGGAGAGGAGGAAGAGGAGGAGCGUGGGCCCCCUACUCCUAGGCCCGAAGCCGCAGCCGCAGCCGCGCGGGUGGAGAAGGGGCCCAGCAUUCGAAGCGAGAGGGGGAGGAGGGGGAGGAGGAGGAAGAAGGGGAGGAGGAGGGGAAGGGCCAGCUCCAGAGCCCUCCCCGCCGCCCGCCCGCCCGCCCGCGCGCGCUGCAGCCUCCCCGGGGCCUGGGAACGAGACCAAGGGCAAUGGCCGAGGCGGCUCCUGCUCCGAUUUCUCCAUGGACAAUGGCAGCAACAAUUCAGGCCAUGGAAAGAAAGAUUGAAUCCCAGGCUGCCCGCUUACUGACCCUAGAGGGACGGACAGGCACGGCUGAAAAGAAGCUAUGUGACUAUGAGAAAAUGGCAGUAGAGUUUGGGAACCAGCUGGAGAGCAAAUGGGCCGUGCUGGGCACCCUGCUUCAGGAGUACAGAUUGCUGGAAAGGAGACUGGAGAACAUGGAGAAUCUACUGAAAAACAGAAAUUUUUGGAUCCUACGGCUGCCCCCAAGCAGUAAAGGGGAGGUCCCCAAGGUGCCCCUGACAUUUGAUGACGUGGCUGUGUAUUUCUCGGAACAGGAGUGGGGCAAGCUGGAUGAAUGGCAAAAAGAUCUUUAUAAGCAUGUGAUGAGGGGCAACUAUGAAACACUGGUUUCCCUGGACUAUGCCAUUUCCAAACCUGAGGUUCUCUCUCGGAUUGAACAAGGGAAGGAACCAUGUGGCUGGCGACGUGCAGGUCCCAAGAAUCCAGACAUCCAUACAGACCCAAACCCAGGAUCUCCUGUUCCUGCUCCUGACCUUUUACUUCAAAUCAAGCAAGAAGGAGAACUGGGACUCCAGGGGCAACAGGCUUCUGGGGUAGAGGCAUGGGUGGCCAGUCAGCCAGACACUGGAGAAGAAUCAUGGGCCCUAAGUCAGUUGAACUCUGGGGCAGCAGAACUUUCUACUGAUGUUAGUCCUGGUAUGCACCCUAGUUUUUCCACUGCCAUCCCAACCAACUCAUGGCAGGCAGAACUGCCACCCCACCACCCUUCAUCAGCAUGCUCAGAUGGAACCCUGAAACUCAGUACCGUGGCCUCUUCGGAAGCGGAUGUGAAAAUCGUGAUUAAAACGGAGGUCCAAGAGGAGGAAGUCGCUGCCGCAGCAGCCCCAGUCCACCCUGCCCACCUGGAGGCCCACGGGGCUCUAUUUGAACCAGGCCAAGUCUCUAGGCUCUUCCCCAAUACUGUCCAAGAUACAGCCUGGGAGAAUCAGGGUAACCCCUUUCCUUCCCAGGAAACCCUGCUGGGGCUAAGGGAACCCACCCGGCCAGAAAGAGAUCUCAGUGAGCUCAACCCGAUUAUGGCCCCGGAAGAGACUCUGCCUGGAGAUUGGCUCUUCGGUGGGGUCAGGUGGGGAUGGAAUUUAAGGUACAAGCCUCCCAUGAACCUUCCUCCCAGGACUGGUCCUGAAGGGUUGACUUAUUCCGCCCCUGAUCAUGGGGGAGGCUCUCUGAAUCCCAGCCAGAGCCCAAGACCCUACAGUGAAUCCUGCAAGUACCCAGGCCGGACAAAGGGGUUUGGCCACAAGUUGGGUCUUAAAAAGCAUCCGCCGGCGCCCCCUGGGGGAAGGCCCUUCACCUGCAGCACGUGUGGGAAGAGUUUCCAGCUGCAGAUCAGCCUGACCAUUCACCAGAGCACCCACCAGCGGGGAUGCGCCAGGUCGGGCCAGGACUCGGCAGCCCGAGACGGCAAUGCCUUGCGGUGUGGGGAAUGUGGACGGUGCUUCACCCGGCCGGCCCAUCUCAUCCGGCACCGGAUGCUGCACACAGGUGAGCGGCCAUUCCCCUGCACCCAGUGUGAGAAGCGCUUCACAGAGCGCUCCAAGCUCAUCGACCAUUAUCGCACCCACACAGGAGUGCGGCCCUUCACGUGCUCGGCCUGUGGCAAAAGCUUCAUCCGUAAGGACCACCUCCGCAAACACCAGCGUAACCACACAGCAGGGCCUAAGGGGGCGGCCCUUGGACCACCCCUCCCACCAGCCACCAGCAGUCUCCCAGAUCCUUUUAAGAGUCUUGGCUCCAAAGGACCAUUGACCCCAACGGAACUGGCGAGUGACUGGACUUACGGUCUGAAUGCCCUAGGACCUACAGAUGGCAACAGUCUGUGAGGUUGGGCAGAUCAGGAACUGGGCAGCUCCCUCCCCCUGAUGCUGCUGCCAGUUCACAAAUUGAAAAAUAAAAUUUCCAGAUACCAGGAUAUUAGGAGAAUGGAGACAGCAAACAUGGCAAAUAUGAAAAGAAAAUAGCAAAUGUAAGAUGACAAAUAGUAGUCACCUAAAAUUGAUCAUGACGAGGAGCGAGAGAAGCUGUCAAUAAAAAUUCCACUUGCAAACAAAA
Sarcophilus harrisii (Tasmanian devil) is the source of this 2405-nucleotide messenger RNA. It is a transcript of the gene ZNF746, whose product is annotated as zinc finger protein 746. The transcript has 7 exons. Bases 239 to 2176 code for a protein of 645 amino acids. NCBI's taxonomy places the organism in Eukaryota, Metazoa, Chordata, Mammalia, Dasyuromorphia, Dasyuridae. The record is from RefSeq and is a predicted model, not a curated record. Gene Ontology annotation, biological process: regulation of DNA-templated transcription.